AUGUGUGUAGACUUGAAUGUAUGGGACAAGAUAAUAAUAGCCUCUGAUAAAAAGGAAGAACUUAGAAAUUUACCAAAAUCCAUACUGAAUCCAAAAGAGAAAGAUUUUCCAAACCAAAUUGAAAAGAGCUCUAAUUGAAUUGAAAAGAAGAAAGAUUUGGAAGAUGGAACGCGACUAACGACCAUGAGCAAACAUAGGAACAUCGAGUCCCAAACGAGAAUGGACACGACGCUUAGCCAUGGCAAAGUACAUGACCUCGCUCACAGUCGGAGUCCCGGACGCCGGCUGCUUGGAAGCCGAGGCCGCCUACCACCGUGAUUCGAGGCCGCCCGUCGCCAUGAUUCGAGGCCGCCUGCCGUCGCGAUUCGAGGCCAUGCGGAAGCAGCAGCACUGCGGCCAUGCUCUUGUCUUUCAUCGAAUGACUCAUGCUGUCGUUAGCUGUGUGGCGGUGGCAGCUAGCUUCCCAGGACCAGGAGGCCAGGACCAUGAUACGGCAAGGAUGCGUGGGUCGUUAGUUUUGCGGCGGCGGCGGCGGCUAGCUUCCUAGGACCAGGAGGCCAGGACCAGGAUGCUUGGCUUCAGUACUCUGAUGGCCCAAUCUCUACAACUAAUACCUUACCUAUCGGCCUACCACUCCCGCUCCGCCCUUCCUCUCGCCCAUCUCGCCCAGCUACGACCAACCACUGCAGCUCUCUUCUACGGUUCCACGCAGCUCCCCCACGCACGUCCUUCCAUGGUAGGUCCCCGCCACCCGCUCGCUGCUGCCCGCUCGCCACCGGACGCACUCUAGGCGCUCGGGGCUGCCCGCUCUCUGCGCGCUGCCGUCGCCGUCGGACGUACGCUAGGCUCACCCACGGCUCGGGUCAGUCUGCUCCAUCGCUCACCCAUGCCCUCACGCCGCUGCACCGCCCUGGAGGGCGCCACCGGUGACCACUCCGCGCCUGCACCGGCACCUCGCCAAGUUGGACACCACUAGAGAUCCCGAAGUCCUCUCCAAUUGUCGAACCGUCGCUGCCCUUCUCGCUCGAGGCACCUCCCGCGCCGUCGUUCUCGCUCCAUCCCAAUCCGUGUCCGUGCCCUGCCCCGAUCUGCCAACACCGAUGACUCCUUUCCCUCCCUGCUGUGAAUCCACGCCUGCUGCCAGCAGACGCCUCGAUGCCGCCGCGGCGCUGUCUCGAUGCCACCGGACGCGCCACUACCUCCACGAUCUGCCCUGCCGUCGAGGCGGCUGGACGUGCGGCCGCUGGACACGCCACGCCCUCCGCAACGCCAGAAACACAAGUGGUCCUCACCGUCGAGCAGCCUGCUGUCCUCGCCGUCGUGCGCCGUGGCCAACAUCGCACGUCUCUUGUAUCUGCCUUGACAAAAGGUGUGUGCAUUACAGAAGGAUGCGGCGUCAUGGCGCCCUGCUGCCGCCAAUGCCACAAUGAUGCCAAGGUCUCAAAUGACCAAUACCACUGUGAUGGAUGUGCCAUAUGCAGGGUGUUGCUACAACAAUGUCAUGAAGGAUUCCCACUGCUCUGUCAAAAAAGCAAUGCAUCUCAACUGCCCUGUCUGCUUCGAGGGUAAGGAGCAUGAGAAGGCGGCCAAAGCUGAGGCAAGGGGCAACGAGCAAGAGGUGCCCGCGAAAAGGAAUGACGAUGUGGGUAACUUGACUUUUAUUACAUGAGCCCCAAUACUAACACAUAAAAUUAUUAUGCUUGAAGCAGGAUAUGCAAGUGUAGUUUUAACUGUGAUCAAGCCACAUUUCUGUUUUCAGCAUAUGAGGUGAGAACUGUAUAAGCAUUUUACGUGUUCGAGAAAAAAAUUGUAUGGGCAUUUUUAAACAAGAAGCAAAAUAGCAGAUUUGUUCUGUUCCUUAGGCUAUGUAUGGUGUGCAUGUGUAGCUAGGAGGGAGCAAACAACAAAGUACAUGAACUAAGGACUUGGCAAUUUGACCUGCUAUUUUAAGUCUUACUGAAGCUAUAAGCUGUUGUUAUAUCUACAACACUAAUGGGAUGAGAAACAGAAAGAUGAAUGAUGUCUUUAACAAUAAAGUAAUGCAUUUGAUUAAAAAAAUAGAUAGAGAAAAGCAGCCUACAUAGUAAGACCAUCCCUUAUUAAUGAUUUAGAGGCACUACUACCCGCAAGGAGCCCAUUUCCACCUCCGUGGCGGGCAGAGUUUUCGCCCGCCACGGUUAUUCAACCGCACGCGAAUACCCCCGGCCACAGGAACGCCCGCUGCAGUAAAUAAUUAACCGCAGCGGGCAAUAUAAAAAGCCCGCUGCGGUUAAUCGUAUUAACCGAAGCGGACAUCAUAACCCGCCCGCUACGGUUAAUGCAUUUACCGUAGCGGGCGUGUUACGAUGCCCGCUUCGGUUAACUGACAUUAACUGCAGCGGACGUUUUAUGAAGCCCGCUUCGGUAGUUCGUUGGCUAUAAAUAGCAGCCAGCCGACCCUCUUCUUCUUCCUCACGGCUGCUCUCUUCCAAAUCGUGGGGGGAGUGGUUUUGCUCUAAAAUUUGACCAAACAAUUGAAUUGUGGUUUAGAACUUUGAUUUGGUGGAGUAGAACAUCAUAAGAGGUACAUAGGAACUCCCUCCCCUCUUUCCCUCCUCUUUCUCUCACUUUUGAGCCUCCCUUUAUGUCUAUAUAUAUAGGUAGAUCUAGAUCUAGUUUCAUGGAGGAGAGAGAAAGCUGUCUUUUUUGUCUAGAUUCUUAAUGGAUGCAUAUGAAACCUUCUUUGUUCGAUGUGUAACGGUUCGCAGGCACGAGAUGGAUAGGUCGGAAUAGAUGUAUGGGAUGAAUUGGGUGCUUGACCCGCGGUACCUUGUCGAAGUGAGGAAGUUUGUUGCCGCAGCGAAAGCUCACCGUGAGAGAUCGAAGCGGACGACAACCAUAUGUCCAUGUUCUCACUGCAAGAACCUGACAGCCUUCACGAAUGAUGGUACGGUGCAGUCUCACUUGAUUCGGUUUGGUUUCAUGGAGGGUUACACAGUCUAGACUCAUCACGGUGAAAGAGUGGACCCCAGUGGCGAUGCAUCUGGUUUGAGCUCGACGUCGACGACCAUGAACCAAGAACCUAGAGCGCCCAUCUCAUCUCCAACGACUGCAGGGCCAACCUGUGGCAACAAUGACAGUGCUCGUGAUUACAUCACGGUGGAGGAUAUCGAGGUGAUCGAGGGUUUAGUUAGCCACAUCGAUGAAGAUGACGUUGUGUAUGGCUCCCCGAAGUGGUUGGAAAACUUCAGGGAGAUGAAGCAGGCUGCACUUGAUCCACUGUAUAAGGAUGGCGACAAUUGUCCAAAGGAGUGUACGGUGCUCCGGUUCAACCUCCACAUGUUGAUGAUGAAGGCCCGGCAUGGCUGGUCUGAUACUAGCUUCAAUGAGCUGUUAAGUUACCUUGCUACCACGUACCCGACGGGUAACAAGGUCCCCGCAAAUACCUACCGUGCGAAGAAGUUUAUUCGUCCAGUUGCGAUAAAACUUAAAAAAUUUGAUGCCUGCCCCAACCACUACAUCUUGUAUCGAGGCAAGGAGUAUGAGAAUAUGACGAGCUGUCCGCACUGCGGCGCCAGUCGCUACAAGAGGAAUGCUUGAUGUCGUGUGGACGAAGACGACGACGUGGCCUUGCGGGGUGGUCCGAAGAGGAAGAAUGGGGGCAAGAAUAGCAGUGCCACAGCCAAUCACAUCUCGUCUCAGCAGGAUGAGGAAGAAGAGGGUUACACGCGGAGGAAAAGUCUGGCACUAUCGUUGUGGUACGUACAUGCCUGUGACCGACCACUUGCGUGCACUAUUCGGGAACCCAGAGGAUGCCAAGCUCAUGUCCUGGCAUGCAUCAGCUGACCGCAAGAAGGAUGAUGGCAUGCUGUGGCACCCAUCCGAUGGCCAACGGUGGAAAGAUUUUGACAAGGCAUACCCGGAAUUCGGUAAGGAGCCUAGAACGUUCGGUUCGCGCUGAGUACUGAUGGGAUGAACCCUUUUGGUGAGCUUAGCAGCUCGCACAACACCUGUGAAAGGUCCUUGUUUGGUUUUGGUAAUUGAGUGACAACUUAGGUGGACUAAUAGUGUUUAUGUGAGAUACACAGGAGAUUAGUCCACAGGUGAUGAUGUGAUA
This is a messenger RNA of Sorghum bicolor (sorghum), 4096 nucleotides long. RefSeq lists its product as uncharacterized. The record is from RefSeq and is a predicted model, not a curated record. The transcript has 4 exons. Lineage: Eukaryota; Viridiplantae; Streptophyta; Magnoliopsida; Poales; Poaceae. Bases 1156 to 1569 code for a protein of 137 amino acids.